AUGGAUCGCCAUCCCUAUUUAGGUCGUUUUGAACAUGCGGCGGAGAGUUCUGUCACCAUGGCGGCUCUCUACCUCAAACUCAAGCCUAAAACCCUAACACCUCCGCAGUCUCUCCGCCCCUUCUCAUCCUCUUCGUCGCCGCCGCCUCCCCUUCCCGAUGCCGAUGCAGACACUUUCGAGCCCUCGGCACCCUCUCCUCGCUCCUCGUACUCUUCCUCAUUCAGCGAUAUCAAGGAACGGCUGAAGGCCCCUCUCGCCUCUCCUCGCCUGAUCCCGGCCGAUCCACCUCCGCCUCCGCCUCUCUCCUCUUCGAGUUCCCAACACACCUCACUUGAUAACCGCAAGCACCUGGCCGAGUUCCGCCUCCGAAGCGGUGGACCUUCCGCCGCCGGUGAGCGCCGCGCGUCUUCUCCCUCCCUAUCCUUCCAGGAGAUCUUCAAAAGCAACACUAUUUCGAAGGCCGGUGACGAUAGGGCUGACGGGAAAAACCAAGGUUUGCCAUUUGACAGCAUUCGCGAGAGCCUCCGCCAGUUUAGGGACUCGUCCGCGACGGGCGGCCAUCGGAGAGACAGCUUCCGUCCAAGACCGUUCAAUUUCAGUCCCUUCCAGGAAGGCACGCGGAUCCGUAGAGGAGAGACGGAGAAGGAGUUGAGGGAGAAAGCCGAUCAGGGAGAAGCCAAAAAAGGUCCAAGGACAGAUUUUUUUAGGUCGUAUAGCCAUGAUGAGUUGGGGGAGAAGCUCCGCAAGCUGAGGCCUGAAGCAGCUGACAAGGGCAACAAGGAAUUCUCUUUGACAGAGUUGAAUGAUAGGCUGGCUAAGUUGAGGGAAGCAGAAGAGAAAGAAUCGGAAAAGAGGUCGGGUGGGCUAUCAUUCAGGGAUCUCCGAGAUAGCCUAGCGUCAAUCAGUCAGUCAGUAGCCAAGAAGAACUCCAAUAUUCAGAGAUUAACAAUCCUUUCAAAUCUUACUGGGCAACCUUUGCACCGUUCAUGCAAAGUAUUUCCAUCCUGAUAACAUGUCUUCUGCGGAGAAGAUGAAGUUCGAGCUAAAAGGGGUCAGAGAAGAAUUUAAAAAUUUGGAGCUAUUCAUUUUAGAUGCCUCAAAAUCAACAGCUGGUUGACCAUCUGAAUUUCUGAAAGAACAUUAGCUAUGGCUAUGAAAAAAAAUUGGUAGCUAUGAUGUGUUAUCAAUUGUCAAGGUAUAAAUGAAUUAUUUUGCAACACUAGUUAAACGAAAAUUGUCUGAUUAAGAUAUGUUUAGUUCAUAUUUUAGAUAAAACUAUUUGGCAACAGGUCAAAUGGAAGUUCUUUUUAUGUGAUUUUGUUUCAUUGUGUAAGAAUUUUCUACUCUUGAAUCUUGAUCAAUCCUGUUCUGUGAAA
Messenger RNA from Zingiber officinale, 1376 nucleotides. RefSeq lists its product as uncharacterized. Bases 1 to 1008 code for a protein of 335 amino acids. The record is from RefSeq and is a predicted model, not a curated record. Lineage: Eukaryota; Viridiplantae; Streptophyta; Magnoliopsida; Zingiberales; Zingiberaceae. The transcript is spliced from 3 exons.